CCUGCGGCGUAGACAUGGACUCGUACGAUCUGUUUGGCGAAGAUGUUAGUGGCUCGAUGCUCGAUGCUCUUCCUGACCUCGGGGGGAACGAUCAUUUUGACCCUGCAGGCUCGAAUAACUCUGUGGUAGUAUCUAGAGAUGGUUCAAACCCUGGCGUUAAUGGAGGAGGGAGUUACAUUAGUCAAUCUUAUAUAUCUCAAGAAUCUCCGCUUCAAAAAUUAACUUCAUUCGGCGGAUCUGAAUUUGGAAGUUCUAAUCAAUUACAAAAUCCAACGCAACAACGCAACAUGUUUAAUCAAAAUCUUGGAACGUUCGAUAGUGGCGCCCCACAACGUGCCAUGGUGCCGGGAGCCUUCCAAAAUCAAGCGAGGAACAUGGCACCGCAACAUAGAGGGCCUCAUCCUGGAAGUGGAGGACAAUAUCCUAAUUAUAAUGAUAAUAUGUAUUCAAUGGAACAGCAGCAUUCAAUGACUAGAGCAAAUAUGUCUAUGGAUCCAAGUAUGCAAGGUUGGCCGGGUAGUGGUGGUGCUUAUCCACAAAUGCAAAGACAUUAUAAUCAGAUGGCACCGCAACCUGCUACUUAUAGACAACAUAUGCCUCCGCAGUAUUCUCAUCAACAAGACCAAAGUGGAGUUAUGAAUCAAAAGUUACAGCAACAACAACAGCAGCAACAUUUUGGUAAUCAACAAGGUAUGAUAGGAAAUAUGGGGGUACCGCAUCAAGCGAUGCAAGCUGGUGGAACAGGAAGUGUUUAUCAGCACAUGGUUGGGCAGCAACAGCAUUACCAGCAAGGAAAUUCUGUAUCGAUGUAUCAAACUUCUCCUGGUUAUCCAGGUUUUGCCAUGCAUCAACAACAACAACAGCAGCAGCAGCAACAACAACAACAGCAGCAGCAACAGCAGCAGCAAGCUCAGCAGCCUCCGCAAAGGAUGCCGCAUCAUCAUCCUUCUCAUCCGAGUCAUCAGACGCAUCCUUCGCACCCUCAGCAAUAUCCUCAGCAUUCACAGCAUCCCAAUACACAACAGCAACAACAACCACAAAUGGACCCGCAAUAUCCUCAUCAUGCGAGCUCCAUGUUCAAUCAGCCACAACAUUCUGGACCGACCACGCAGUUCGGCACGGCCAAACAUGCCACGAGUCCUCAAUACCGUGCAACUUUUCCCCAACUGUCACCACAAAUGUCUCCUAGGCCUCAGAUGUCGCCAAGACCGCCGGCAGUACAGCAACAGAUGUCUCCUAGACCGAUUAUGUCGCCAGCCAAACCUAAUACAUUGUCUCCCCAUCCUCAUGUUCAACUUCCGCAUCAACCAUCAAACCAACCUGGUCCAAUGUCCGUAUCACCUUGUCCUCCGGCUGCAAUGCAGAUCAAUUCAUCUUCUCAACAAACUACUCUUCAAGCAUUGGAACAAAUGGUGAUACCAGGCGUUGCCGCAACGAACACGAACGUUCCGAAUCAGGAUUACAAUCAGUUUCAACCACGUCCAGCGAUGCCUCAAACCCCAACUGUAUUAUCUCAAUCUACCGCACAAAAUUCGAUGCCACCUAUCACAGGUCCCAGAAUGCCGUUGCCUGCUCAGUGGUCGCAUCCGCAACAACAACAGCCGCAAAUAAGGCCAAGUAUAAAUGAAGAUAGAAAUAUAGUAGAAGUUCAACCUCCAGCAUCCGAACCGAGCGCACCGAUGUUUCCGGUGACUGGAACAGAAACUAUUCACAGCGUUGCGGAAGCUACGACCAGAGAGUCUACGGAUCCUAUUCAUAACCCGAUCGAGCCACCUAAACAGGAAAACGAGGUACUGCAUCAGAAUGUACAAGAUCAACAGCAGGAUGUGCUGAAUCAACAGCAGGCUGACACUUUGAUGCAGAAUAGCUCACAGAAUAAUUCACCUUUGGAACACACGUCCGGAACCAUCACUCAAAUGGAAACUGUACAGACUUUACCAGCAUCCAGUACAAAUGGAAACGUUGAUUGUUCGACUGUACCAACGUUACCCCAACAACCAGCGCCGAGUCAAAUUCCGAAUCCUGUACCUACGAUUGAAAGUCAGAACACUUGUGAUACGAACCAGCACGAUCAACAUUUAGAGAUAACUUCAGCGAAUCGUCCGCCGGCCAAUACUACGCCGACAAUUUCUCAGCAACCCGCGGUUGUUAGUAGUCAAACAGCACCACAACAGCAACCUAUUAAUUGUCCGCAGCAACCGGUACAACAAAUGCAUAUGAAUCCACCCACGGUAGCACCAACACAGCAAUCUCCAGUACAAUCUCAGCAGUCGUUGCAGCCUCCGCAACAACCGCAAAUGAGUCAGGUACAACAACCUCAGAUGAGUCAACAACCUCCUCCGCAACAGCCCCUGAAUCAACAGCAGAUUCAGCAGAUAAAUACUCCUCAACAACAACCUCCACCACCACCACCACCACCUCAACAGCCGUCACAACCUCAGCCGACUCCACCGUGUGUAACGCAAGUACAGACGACACAGCAAUCUCAGCCUCUCAUGACCCCGCAAGUUGCUAUAAUGCCUCAGAAUCCGCCAUUAAUUCCACCCCAGAUACCGCAUCAGCCACAGUUGCAAUCCUCUGUACAAAACCCGACGCCACAGUUACCAACUCAAACUAAUCCAGUACCACCGACGCAUUUAAAUGGCCAGCAAAUACCUACGGUUAACCAGACCACUGGUAUCGUACUGCCUCCUCUUCAGGCUGCAGUACCAGUGCCGAAUGCGCCACCACCGCAUCAAGUUCAGCCAGGUUUCACGGAAUACACAAACAUUCCGAAAAAUAAUAUAUACCCUAACGAAAUGGUUGUGGGUUCUGGUCAGCAAUAUCCUCCUGGUGGCGACAUUGUCAGUGGUAGUACCUUACCGACUAUGUAUAAUAUACCGCAAAAUCCCACAUCGACAGGAGUUACAUCGGCUGGAGUUACAUCGGCUGGUUUUGGUACUUCUUGUACCCCUGUUACGCACCAUCAAGAAAGGGCUGCGUUGCAACAGCAAUUGCAAGAAUUGUACUGUAUGCCUCCAGCUUCCGAGAAUCAAGAGAAGAUUGUUGCUCUACAAGAAAAGUUACAGGCAUUACAGCAACAUGAAACUAAUGACCAGUGUAACGGUGGACCUCAAUGCAUAUUACAAACUCCUAUGUUUACAGCCGCUGUAGUUGAUAGUCCGCAGGUUUCAAGUACCACUGGUCGUGGUCGUGGUAAAGGUACACCAAGAACUAAAAAAAGUCGGAAGAAAGCUGAUAAAGAAGCCGUUGCUCCUGCGCCGAUUACUCAGCAACAGCCGGAACAACCGGUAUCAGACAAUCAAGUCACACCUGGAGAUAGUAGUAAUAUUGUUGAUAGCGCGGCCGACUCGGAGGACAUUAAGCCAUCGUCUGGUGAUAUGGAGGAAGAAUGGAAUAAAGGUAGAAAGUCUCGACCACCUAGGAAACCACGUAAACCGAAGGAGCCGAAGGAACCGAAAGAGCCAAAAGAACCGAAAGAACCGAAAGUUAAGAAGGAGCCGAAACCUCCGAAGGAAGCGAAAUCUCCUAAAGCACCGAGAAAGAGAAAUAAAGACAAGGAUUCAACGAAACGUAACAGGAAAAAAGCCACUCAGUCUGAAUCGGCCGACGAUGAAGUUGUACAAGAGACAGAAGAAACGACAGUUUCAGAUUCAAGUGCAGUUAAGGAAGCAGAUGCAAAACCGUCUGAACCGUCCAUUCAAGGUGAUCAAGAACAAGUGGAUUCUUCUACUACCGAACCUUUAGUAAUUGAAACGAAAGAAGAAGGUAAACAAAAAGGGGAAUCGGAAGAUAACUCUACGGAUGACAAGAAAGAAGAGAAUUCGGAGGCUGCUCCUGCUACAGAAACUGCUACUCCUAAUAAAAAGAAGGCUGCUGCACGAAAAAGAUCCAGUGUUGGGAAAGUCUCAGCGGGAAAAUCACCGAGAAGUGCGAAAAAACGUAAAAGUCGAAUUGCACCUGACUCUGAUGGUGAGGAACUAGCAGCUACACCGCCACCAUCACCGGAAGCUGGCGAUGACAAUAAAAGGCGUUCUGCGAGAAAUACGCAUCGUAAGAAGUAUGUCGAUGAUGUGAUGCUUAGAUUCUCUGACGACGAUGUACCUCUUCAAGAUGCUCAGCUUUCGAAAAAAGUUGAGGGUGUGAACGCAGCAAAACCUGUUUCUGUGAAAAAAGAGAACGAAGGUGGCGAUGUUGGGCCAAAUAAGCCUAAUUUUGUGUAUAUAAAUACAACGGAUGAAGAUUCUAUGGUAGUACAGCACAUAUUAUGUUCCCGUAUGGGAAAAAGAGAAAUUAAGCCACCAGCCCCAGAGGUAAAGGCGGAAUCGUCAACCGAGAAGGAUGAUAAUGCAUCAAAUGCAGCAUCCGAUACUAAGAAUAAGGACGAAGAAACUGACACAAAGGAAGAAGCAUCCGAGAAAGAAUCCGAAACAGAGAAUAAAGAUGAGAAAGACAAUGAAACAUCGGAAGAAAAAAAAAGCAGCAGUGACACUGAAGAGAACGUUGUAAAAGAAAAGAGUAAAGAGGAGGAGGAAGAAGAAGAAGAAGAGGUGACCGAAUCCAAGCAAGAAGAUGCUGUGGCUGAAGUGAAACCCCUAAUAGUAGAAGUAGAAGAGUAUUUCGUUAAAUAUAGAAAUUUUUCAUAUUUGCAUUGCGAGUGGAGAACGGAAGAAGAAUUGUAUAAGGGUGACAAACGAAUCCAAGCCAAACUGAAAAGGUUCAAGCAAAGGCAGCAACAAAACACCAAUAUUUUCGAGAAUACUGAAGAUGAUCCAUUUAAUCCGGAUUUUGUGGAAGUCGAUCGAGUACUGGACGAGGCAACACACACUGAUCCAACAAGUGGAGAAACAUUGAAACACUAUUUAGUUAAAUGGCGAUCUCUUCAAUACGAGGACUCUACUUGGGAGUUAGAAGAAGAUGUCGAUCCAGAAAAGAUAGCUCAAUUUGCAAAAUUUAAUAAAUUACCUCCGAAAGAUCAGUGGAAGCCGAAGAAGAAACCAACCGCAUCUCAAUGGGUAAAAUUGGAUGAGUCACCAAUUUACAAAAGUAACAAUAGUUUACGACCGUAUCAAUUAGAAGGUCUCAAUUGGUUGUUGUUUUCAUGGUAUAACGGGCAUAAUUGUAUUCUUGCGGAUGAAAUGGGUUUAGGAAAAACUAUUCAGUCCUUAACAUUCGUGGACUCGGUGUACAAGUAUGGAAUUCGUGGACCAUUUUUAAUAAUUGCGCCACUUUCAACCAUUCCGAAUUGGCAACGUGAAUUUGAAAGUUGGACCGACAUGAAUGUCGUAGUAUAUCAUGGAUCCGCAGCAAGUCGGACUAUGCUUCAGGAAUAUGAAGUUUAUUACAAAAACGACAAAGGACAGCAGAUUAAAGAUUUAAUCAAAUUUAAUGUACUGAUAACUACAUUUGAAAUAAUUAUAACAGAUUUUAAUGAAUUAAAAGGAUAUAACUGGAGGCUUUGUGUUAUAGACGAAGCUCAUAGGCUAAAAAAUAGAAAUUGCAAGUUACUGGAGGGUCUUAGGCAAUUAAAUUUAGAACAUAGAGUGCUUUUAUCUGGCACACCGUUACAAAAUAAUGUUAACGAACUCUUUUCAUUACUGAACUUCCUUGAACCACUUCAGUUCUCUAGUAGCGAAGCAUUCCUUAAAGAAUUCGGGAAUUUGAGUUGUGAAAGUGAAGUUCAUAAGUUGCAACUUCUUUUGAAGCCAAUGAUGUUACGUCGACUUAAAGAGGAUGUUGAGAAAUCGUUAGCUCCAAAAGAGGAAACUGUUGUUGAGGUGGAAUUAACAAAUAUACAAAAGAAAUAUUAUCGCGGUAUUCUAGAACGAAACUUCUCUUUCCUUGCGAAAGGAACCACAUCAGCUAACAUUCCGAAUCUCAUGAAUACAAUGAUGGAACUAAGAAAAUGUUGUAUUCAUCCAUUCCUACUUAAUGGCGCUGAAGAUCAAAUACAAUUGGAUUACAAGACUGGUGAGAAGGAAGAUUCAGAGGCUUACUAUCACGCACUAGUAAACAGUUCGGGGAAGAUGGUAUUAAUUGAUAAGCUACUGCCGAAACUGAAAGCCAGUGGACAUAGAGUAUUAAUAUUUAGUCAGAUGGUGAAAUGCUUAGAUCUGUUGGAAGACUACCUAUUAUACAAAAAGUAUCCAUAUGAAAGAAUUGACGGUCGUAUUCGUGGAAAUUUACGACAAGCCGCAAUCGAUCGUUACAGUAAACCUGAUUCUGACAGAUUUGUAUUUCUGCUUUGUACCAAAGCUGGCGGUCUAGGUAUUAAUCUUACAGCAGCUGACACUGUAAUUAUAUAUGACAGUGAUUGGAAUCCACAAAAUGACUUGCAGGCACAAGCACGAUGUCACCGAAUUGGACAACAGAAAAUGGUGAAAGUGUAUCGGUUGCUUUGCCGCAACACUUACGAACGGGAAAUGUUUGACAAAGCUUCAAUGAAGCUUGGAUUAGAUAAAGCCAUUUUACAGUCGAUGAAUACGAGUCAAGGGGGUAAAGAUCCUAGUAACAAACAAUUAACUAAAAAGGAAAUAGAGGACCUAUUAAAAAAAGGUGCUUAUGGUGCUAUUAUGGAUGACGACAAUGCUGGAGAUAAGUUCUGCGAAGAAGAUAUAGAACAGAUACUUGAACGAAGAACACAAAUCAUUACCAUAGAAGCGGAGAAAGGGUCGACGUUCUCAAAGGCCAGUUUCGCGUGUUCAUCUAAUAGAACGGAUAUUAAUAUCGACGAUCCAGAUUUUUGGAAGAAAUGGGCGAAGAAAGCAGAAAUCGACACGACAGAGAAAAAAGAAGAGGACGAACUGGUGAUAUCGGAGCCAAGACGGAGGACGCAAAUUAAACGAUACGGUCAUGACGAAUCGGUUGUCAUGUCGGAUCUCGAUAGUUCAGAUGAUAAUAGCGACGAUGAAACAAGUAGUGGGUUGACAGGUAGAGGUAAAAAACGAAGAGACAAGUUUGGUAAGAAGACACGGAAAUUCUGCGACGAGUACGUGCCACGCGAAGGUGAAGUGGUAUAUGGCAGUUGGGCACGAAGCGAAUGCUUCAAAGUGGAGCGUGGUUUGCUCACGUUCGGCUGGGGUCGAUGGGAAGAAAUUCUUCAACAUAGUCAGUUUCGUCGAGGCUGGCGCGAAAUCGACGUGGAGGACUGUGCACGUGUGAUUCUGCUAUACUGCCUUCGUUACUAUCGCGGCGACGAGAAAAUCCGGAAUUUUAUUUUGGAUCUUAUCACGCCCGUGGAGAAUGGAGAAAAGGUUAAGAAUGUGUGCGUUAACACUGGCGGGCGGAACAGCAGACAGAAGAAAAAGGGCCGGGUCAGAGAAGGUAGAGAAACACGGGGAUCGGUUGUCAACGGAGGUCCAGCCGAUCCGAAUCACUGGAGUAACGCUGAGAAGUAUGACGGGGAUAUAUUCCUGGAAAGUAAUUACAGGAAACAUUUAAGUCGUCAUGCGAAUAAAGUAUUACUACGCGUCCGAAUGCUUUACUAUAUUAAACAUGAGAUCAUCGGGGAUUUAGUUCAGCACAUUUCUGACGGUGUUCAUGUCAGUGCGUUGCGGAUAAACCCUCCACAGUUGACGGAACGACCAGUGAAAUGGUGGGACUCGCAAGCAGAUAAAUCCUUAAUAGUUGGCUGCUACAAACAUGGCUACGAGAAUUACGAGCAGAUGAGGAUCGAUCCCGCUCUCUCUUUCAUUACAAGCUGCCCUCCCCCUUCCCAGUCUCAGACCACACAGAGCAACAGCAGCAGCAGAGACGACACUAGCUUGGAGAAUGACAUGGACGAUGGCGAGUCUCUUGGAAUGAUGAAAGAUUUGAAAGAUUCUGAUAAAUUUAGUCGCGAAACGCCGAUUGAUUCGCCUGCUAUAUCCAAUAAGGCAGACACGCCUGUACCGGAACCUAGCAGCAGUCACGAGGGAAACGAUGGUCUGCUAGACGAUGAAAAGACUUGGCCUUCCGUGGUUGACCUCAACACACGUUUACGUCGAGUUAUAUCGUCUUAUCAACGAAGUGUAAAGAACGUAAAGGACGAUGUGAAAAUGUUACAAAAAUCUAAAACAGGAAUGGAAGGAGACACAACCAUCAAUCAUACUCCUCCUAUGAACGAACCACCUUUAAAUAUGCAAGGCUGGGAUUUACAACAACUUGCUAUGUAUCUUUUGAAAAUGGAGAGAAGAGAGAAAAUGGAAGCUAUGGUGAAGGAAAGAGAACGAAAUCGUAUUGAAGAACAGAAAGCAAAAUGGUCCCGUCGCGAGGAAAGCGAAUUUUUACGUGUUGUAUCGACGUAUGGUGUUAAUUAUGAUAGGAAAAAGGCACAAUACGAUUGGACGAAAUUUAAGAGUAUUGCUAGAUUUGAUAAGAAAACAGACAACGAUCUUACAGAUUAUUAUAUGUCUUUUAGAGCAAUGUGUAAGAAAGCAUGUAACACUAAGUUGAACGAUGAAGAAGGCGCUAGGGUAUUUAAACAUUAUGUGUAUAUCUCAUUAUCUCAUCCUCACUUGGAGGAACGGCUUUCAUUGUGUCAACCGUCAGGUGACACACCUGACUGGUGGCAACCUGGAAAACACGAUAAAGAGUUGCUGCUUGGAGCUGCAAAGCAUGGCUUAGGGCGUACCGAUAUAACAAUUUUAAAUGAUCCCGAUUUUUCAUUUCAUAAAAUUCUAAGUUCGAAAAUGUACAGUAAUAUCCAGACACCUAAAAUUUUGGAUAAGUCUGAAAAAGCAAUUAAAAUUGAAAACAGAGAGGAUAUAUUGAAGUUCGAUAAAGAUGAAAUACUUGUGAAAUUGGAGAAGGGUGAAGGUACGUUGAAGAUAGAAAAAGUGGGCGCGAAGAAGGAUAAAGAUACAAGCGCGUCAGACAAGAGAAUAGACAUUGUAGAUUCUGAGAAGAGUCAAGUUGAGCUAACUAUCAUCAAGGCGGAAAAUAAAGUCGAAGAAAAACCUAUAAGUAAUGCGUUAACAAUUACAACCGUUCCAAGGACUAUGUCACUGGAAAAAGAGCCUGUAACGAAAGUAAAAACUGAGGAGAAAAACGAAAUAGUAAUAGAAUCGAUAAAAACUGAAGUUCCUAAAGGUGAUCAAGUUACAGGAACUGAUAAGGUGGAUGAAACGAAAGUAAAUAACGCGACGCCAAGUGCUGAAGAAACAACAGCUACCGCUACGACAGAAACGGAAAAGGAAAGUCCGAUUACAGAAAACGAUGUAACAAAAGAAACAGAAAAGGAAACGCAAGAAGAAAAAGUUGAAGAACCAGAAGCCUCAGAAGUUGUAUCAGAGACCAAUGAAAAGAAUGUAACAGAACAAAAAGACGCGACAGAGACAACCGAAAAAUCGGCAGAAAAUACUGAAACUGCAAUAGUAGAGGAUAGUAAAACGAAUAUAAAAGCUGAUCCUCCAGUUGUUAAAGAGGAGGCAACCGAAACGCAAGAAGGAAAACCGAUAGAUACGUCUAAGGAUAAGAAAGUGUGCAAAAUCGAGGAUAAAUGCAGCGUUCAAGCAGCCGAACUUAAAGCAAUGUUUCCUGAUUUGGAGGUUAUACAGCCGUUAUCGCGAUUGACGCAAAUCGAUACUUUCGUUCUUCGCGACAAGCCAGUAGAUUAUAACGAACCCACGGUUGUGCAUCUUUUGUCGCACAAUUGUAACAACGCUGUGAAAUGGCCAAAGGAGCAUGCUAUCGAAGCUCGUUUAAUGCAUAUCGUUCAUGCGAUCGAACACAAAGAAUGGCCUGUGUCUGUAAACUUCAGUGCUGGUGAGGAAGUAGAUAUUCCAUCAAACGAAAAAGAAUGUUCCGAAGUAAUAACUAUAACAACAGACCACGGAGUAUCACGUAAUACAACAUCAGGGAAUAAUAUGCCACUAUCGAAGAAACGGAAGAGACAUAUUGCUAUUGAUGUAGAGACUGAACGAGCAAAACUUCAUGCUCUUUUGAAUAGUAGCCAUACAUCCACACAACCACCUACGGCUUUAAGUAAGCCUACAGUAUUAUCUGGAUCUAAUACGUGGGAAAUGAAUGAUGAAUCACAGUCUGAAGAAUCGAGACGUUCUACACCGGUUCAGCCACCUCCAGCACAUCAACAAGCACGAACUCCGGGGAUACCUUUCGACUUGAAGUAUACGGUUCCUGGAAAACCGACUGUAAUUCCUGGGACUUCGAGUACAUUAACACCCAUCGACUUAUCUGCUGGGUAUCCAAAACCGACUACUGAUAGUAGUAAAGAUAUUAUGAAUGAGGUUCAAGACUUUUCAAUGCCAAAUAAAAAUAAACAAAUUAGUAGUAAUAAAGGAAAAUUAGAUAGUAUGUUAGAUAAACUAAUGAAGAGAAAAGGUGGUCCACCGGAUGAACCUGUCAUUGGAAAGGAGAAGAAGCGUAGAAAGCUUGACGAAAUAGUACUAGGACUGAGUGCGGCAAAGGAACAACAAAGCACUCAUUAUCCGGAACACAGUAAAAAGAGUACAAUUACGCCGAAUGUGACGGUUACUCCAACAUCAGCACCUAUGGGUCUUCCGAAUCCUCCGACGAGUACCCAGAAACCUUUUUCGAUUACCGUUACUUCGAUUCCUUCUUCGCGAGCGUCGAGCUCCACGUCUUCAUUACCUCCUCCGUCUUUACAUUCGCACAAAGAUAGUUUCUCUGCUUUAAUUGCUCAAGCGGAGCAACAAAAUCGUGAAUUUAAGAAACAGCAGCAGCAACAACAGCAACAGCAGCAGCAACAACAGCAGCAGCAACAGCAGCAACAACAACAACAACAACAGCAGCAGCACCAGCAGCAGCAGCAAAGUUUCAAUUCAGCGCAUUCGUCGUCAAGUAGUCAUAGAAAGAGUUACGAAGCAAUGAUUGCGGACAUCAACAAAGUUGCUGAAUACUCUUCUAAAAUCGGAUCGUACUCGCACGAAGCGAAAGUAAACAAAUGGUUAGCCGAACAAACUGCCAUGUCCGAGCAGCUGAGUGCAGAAUAUUUAAACGCACCCAGACGGCGACGACCACGCGUUGAUCCAUCCUUGCUGGACUGGAAAAAAUUAACGGGCGAAGAAAAUGUUGCUGUGAUUAAUAGAAUGACUGGCAAAAAGGUUACUGGAAGCAAGGCCCCACAACUGAAACGUCUAGGACAAUGGUUGAUGGAAAACCCAAUGUUCGAUGUGGAUCCAAAGUGGGCCGAACUUGUGAAAGAACGUGGGAAUCUUCCUCACGAUUUGCAGAAGAGAUUAUCAGGAAAUGAUAGAAGUAACGUAGGUAAGGGUAAGAGUCCAGGAAGACCGCCCAUGAUGCCAAGCCCUACUAGUCAGCAGUCUGCGAGUCAAGCCAAUCUGGCAGCUACAUCGAUGGCUUCAGGCCUAAACUUCCCUUCCUUGGGUAACUUGAACAACUCUCUUCUGUCUGGUCUUUCCCUUGGCAAUUUCGACCCGAAGAACAAUCCUCUUCUAAUGCCGUUCGGUGGUUUACCAAAUUUGGGCGCAUUAAGCGGGCUGGGCAACCUCAGUAACCUAAGUAACAUGAGUCUAACGAAUUCUUUAUUCGCAAAUCUUGCUGGACUUGGUUUACCAUCGUUAGCGGGUAUGGAAGCUGCCUUGGGCGCAACAGCAGCGACUAGCACGGCUGAUACGAAUCCAGUCGUUAGUUCUGUCAGCAGUAAAAAUACUGGCUCGACGAGCAUUAGCAGCACUGGAAAGUCCCGUAGCAAACUGGAACCACCUACGAGUAAAUCUUCGGUGCCUUCGACUUCAUCGGCAUCGUCUACGAUACCGACAACGACGCCAUUCCCGUUCUUUUUUCCAAAUCCGAGUCUUUUAUAUACGCCGCUCGGUUUGGGUGGUCUGAAUCCAUUCUCCAUGCAACCUGGCGGAGUAUCAUCGGCCUACGAAAGCCUUGCUCAAUGCGGUCUUCUGAAUCCAGCGACUUCAAGCGCAUCAACGGUACGUAAACCAACAUCAUCGGGAAAUAAUUCAAGGCAACGAGACACCAUGAGUGACUCGACGACUAAACGGAAAGAUGCCGAGAAAAAAUCAAGAUAUUCCAUGGACCCUGGAUUAACAUUGCAACAGUACACGGAUAUGGCGGCGUUACACAGCGAAGACAGCAGACGUAGAGUAGAACACGAGAAAAGAGAAGCCAUGGAACAGAACGAUGUAGCAGAUCUUUCCGAGCGAAGACUCGAAAAGAAGAAUAAAGAACAGGAAAUGAAAGAAGCUCUGGAACAUUUAAGCAGAACCAGCGCCGAGCUUUUGACGAGAAAUCUUGAAGAUAUUCAACGAUCGAAUGAAAAGAGAGGUCGCAGCACGGAUUACAGCCACGAGCAGCAACCACCAACAAGCAUGCUUGAGGUGACCCUCGAACCGGUCACCAAAAAGCCACGAAUCGAAAUUGAAGUGACGACAAAACCUAUAACGACCGCUCCAAUUACAACUAUAACACCUGUGGAUGUGUCAGCAGUCGAAGUUGAAUACGGAACGAGGUCUUCGUCUGUCACGAUUAAGCCAACUUUACUAGAAGAAAACAAUGCUAUCACUAUAACUGAAACAUCGCCAAACACUAACAAGAAAGAAACGAAUGAAACAAAUGCUUCGGUAACAACAACUACACUUACACCUGCAACUACAAUCACGCCUACACCUAUACCAGCGCGUACACCCACACCAACCCCAGCACAUACACCGACUACACCUACACCAACAUCCACACCAGUAUCUACACCAACUUCUACACCUACGCCCACCCCUACGUCUAUACUGACACCUACUUCUACGACGCCGGUGACAAUUGUGUCGGAUGAGCCAUCUAUAUCGCAACAAAGCACUAAUAACGCUAAGGGAGAUUCUUCAAAGUUAACGUCAGAAACAGAGGAAGAUAACAAAGGCACUAAAGGGAAAAAAGCACGAAGCGGUAAACGGCUCAGUGUAGAACCUCCACCAGAACGGAAAAAUCUUCGGUCUAGUGCUGGAAGACAAGCAAGAGCAGCAGCAGAACGACAAGCAAGAAUGGAAGGUGAACUUCAAGCUGAUCAGCAGCAAGAGACUCACACAACGAGCGAGUGAAGUGACAACAUUUAAGUGAGUUCGGUGUGAUACUGGUGAUGAUAAUGAUCAAAUCUUCCGUUGUCGCGGCUAUUUUUAUUGCAAUAAUUCUGCAGUAUUCGCACAACGAUAUUUCCAAAAAAAUAAUAAAGAAAGAAAGAAAAGAAACAAAUGGUCGAUCGAUAGACAUUUAAAAUAAAUGACCCAAUGCAUCGACAAUUCUUAGUUAAAUAGAGCACAAGUGCAUUCGAAGAACUUGAAAAAGAAAGAAUGAAAAACAUUUAUAGAAUUUGAUUUCUCCUUCCAGGUUAUAUGGAAGAAGUGGGACAAAUAAUGAGAGGCACGUGUUGUCAUUAGACACGCGCGAAUUACCAUACUGUCAGUGUGAAUGUAUAACAUGAAGCUGUUUAAGUACGAAGGCUGGCAAUAGUAUUUUAUCACUCGAUAUAUUGUGUGGUAAUUAACUUUUAAUUAUAUAACUUUACAAUAACAAAGUAUAGUUUUGUUAAAUUUAUUAUUCUUUAUGAUCUUCAUUGGUUUUGACGAGGGACUGUUUUAUAUAACUGCUAUCACACUAUUGCGUAGUCAUGCAACAGUUCGCGGAUCAUUCAGGCAUAAAAUAAGGUAUAACCGUAAUGUAGCAAAGUAAAUUUAGAAAUAACUUAAUAAAGAAAACAAGAACAGUGUAAAUAUUAUAUACAUUAUGCCUAGAGACCUUAAGCGAUCGUGUACUUGGAAAAAAUGUAUAUAACACAGUGUACUUUUAAUUACAUUAGGUGAUAUAAUAAACAGCUUCUUUUGUUGUUUGCAAAUACCAACAUUAGAAUCUUUGUUUUGAUAACUACUUGCACCUUAAUCAAUGAAC
Messenger RNA from Dufourea novaeangliae, 13869 nucleotides. It is a transcript of the gene kis, whose product is annotated as chromodomain-helicase-DNA-binding protein 7. Gene Ontology annotation, molecular function: ATP binding; ATP-dependent chromatin remodeler activity; protein binding. NCBI's taxonomy places the organism in Eukaryota, Metazoa, Arthropoda, Insecta, Hymenoptera, Halictidae. The record is from RefSeq and is a predicted model, not a curated record.